Molecule: messenger RNA, 2531 nt
Organism: Trachymyrmex cornetzi
Lineage: Eukaryota; Metazoa; Arthropoda; Insecta; Hymenoptera; Formicidae
Gene: nuf
Product: rab11 family-interacting protein nuf
Exons: 9
Coding region: 14-1495 (493 amino acids)
Biological process (GO): regulation of cytokinesis; endocytic recycling
Cellular component (GO): recycling endosome membrane; endocytic vesicle; midbody
Source: RefSeq, a predicted model, not a curated record
GCGGGGUCCAAGGAUGGUGAGCUCUCGUACAUCCACCGUGAACGUCACGUCCACCGUUAACGGUAGCGGCAUAGCCGACGGCGCGGGGAACACGUCGCGCGAAGACGAGAGACGUGCGACGAACGGCGUCGGCGUCCCUCAAGAGUGGAAUCAGAGCGGGCCGCCCUCGCUCUCGAUGUCAGUCGAUCUGCAUAAUUUCGACAGUUCGACUCUCACAGACUCGGGACGUUAUUCCGCGAGCCCGGACGAUCACCAGGCCGCAUCGGCCAAUGCUACCACAAUCAAAAUCGGCUGUCACGACGAAGAGGAGAGCUACGAAGGUUUUGGUUCCGUUGAGGGCGAUUUGGUGGAUGAUGGACCGGAGUCGCCGGGCGGUAGCAGUUCCACGCCCUCGCCAACCGGUACCAACUUGCACAGAAAUCCAAGGAGUCCGAACUCCACCAUUGGAAAACAUUCCUGGUUGCGUACGUCGCUGCGAAGAACGCCUCCUUGUUCGGGCAGAAAGAGGCUCAGUUCUAACGCUUUAGCAAGCCAACUUUAUCGCAGUGGUAGCUUCAACAGUUCCGGAAUGGGCUCGAAUUACGAUGCUACGGACGAUGUGUAUAGUGAUGUAUCCUUGGAGGACGUCAUGGAUCUCAGCCAUAAAGUUCAAAUGAUCCAAGAGCAAAUGGAUGCUUUAGCGGACACUAAGUCAGUCGGUGAGGAAAGGUACACUCGAGCGAAACAAGAAAAUGCAACACUACACGCGCGAAUAUUGAUGCUCGAGGAAGCGGCCAAAGAUGCAGAAACGAGAGCCGAAGAGAGGCUUCAAGCUGAACAACGAAGACAUCGGGAAUGGGCAUCUCGCUUGGAACGUGAACGUCAGUUGCAACUGGAAAACUGUGACAUCAAGCUGCAGGCAGCGGAGCUGGACAAUUCCAGUUUGCGGGAGGAGAUUGCGCGAGUACGCGAACAGCUCGAGACAGCGAGGACGGAUAAAGCGCAGCUCGAGAAUGAUCUCCGGGAGGCCAGAAGGGAAGCGGACGCCGCGCGCGAAAGUGAACGUCAUGCGAUAAGCCGAGCUAACGAGGCUCAUCAUAUGCUUGAUGUUAUGAGAGAAGAACUUUCGUUACGGAACGAGGAUCAGCAGAGGCUUGAAGAACUGGUGCAGCAGGUGGUUCAACUUCAAGCUCGCAAUAAAAGCUUGGAAGAAUCUCGAGACGAACUGCAAGCUGCUGCGGCGUUGCAGGCAGGUCGUGAACUUAUAAUGCUGAAUCCUUGUAAUAAUAACGCUGAAAAGGGUCCUAGUCUUGCUGUGGAAUUGUUAGCCGGCAUGAAUCCAGAUCAGAUAGAUGGCAAAGGAGAGCUCAGUGAACCGUGCACGAUGGCUGAAUUAAAACAAGCCCUAAAGGAGCAGCAAGAAGUGAACUCGCAAUUAAGAACAUACAUCGAUGGAAUAUUAUUGAACAUCGUGGAAAAUUAUCCGCAAUUGUUAGAAGUGAAACAAAUGCACUGAUACAUAGCACAUAAUCCAUCAUUACAUUCUGUUUUAAUGCUUUCAAGGCAGUUGUACAUUAACUUUCUUUUAAUUGAAGAGACUCGAAGGGGCUGCCUAGAACUUGACUAACAUUGAUAUGUUUUACAUAUGAAUAUUUUCGAAUAGUACUUGAAUAUGUAGCGCAAAAGCGCACUUGAAAGUCAAUUGUUAACUAAAAUCAAGCCUUUUUAAAACAAUAGUUCCCGCUUAACGCGAAACUCUAAAAGACGUCCAACUAACUUCGCAGAAGGAGCCUUUUCUAAUUAUAAGUCUAAGACACUUCUUCAGGUUUUUCCCUGUUUAUCUUAUCAGAAUCAAAAUUCGUAUGAUCGUUUAAGCUCUAGGCAGCAACCAUCUCUAUACAUCUAGAAAAAAAAGAGUAAUAAAGUGAUGCUAUUGUAGUUGCAGCGUGUGCAAUGAUACAAAAGGGAGAAUAUUCGACUGGUGUCAUAUCUCUGAGAUGUCAUACCAUUCGCAGAUCUAUGAGCCGUUUUUUUCCACUGCCGUCAAACUUCGUCGCGUUAUUAUCAUCAUUGCCAGAGUGAUGACCAAAUUUCGCUUCUCGGAUUCUUUACAUGUCGGCUGGCCUAAGCACUUUGCUAUACGCGAUAUCUUUAAAGUACUCGUACAUGUUAAUGAUCAUAUGAUUAAUCCGAAUGAAUAUACAGGGUAUUCCCUAAUUAUUGACGCAGCACUCGUAUGCAAAUAGAACGGAAUAAACUAAGUUGAAAAGUUCUAUACUAUUUUUCAAUUUUCGCAACAGUUAACGAGAAAUUAUUUACUAAAAAUCGGCGAAUAGGUUCGGCUUACCGUUAAAUAUAAGCGCGUGGUGAGGAACGGCCAACCUAGCAGUCACUCAGGCUACGUGCGCGAGGAGUUUACUACAAGUGGCAAUAGCUACGCACGAGCGGCGCGUGGUCCUGAACCCGCUCUGAACUAUGAUUAUCCUCCGUCUUUCUUAUUGAAACGAAAUCUUCUAACAGCACAGAAAAAAAUGUAUUUAAAAUUAAAAUAG